Chrysemys picta bellii (western painted turtle) is the source of this 3297-nucleotide messenger RNA. The record is from RefSeq and is a predicted model, not a curated record. Lineage: Eukaryota; Metazoa; Chordata; Testudines; Emydidae.
CCGGCGAGAAGCGUGGCUGCUGGGUUUGCCCCCUGCUGGGAGAAGGGGAGGGGGAGAGGGAAGCUGACCUCACAGCCCCGCGCGUGCGCGCAGCGCUCCGGCCGGCCGGUCAGAAGCGCGGCUGCCAGGUUCGCCCCCUGCCGGGGGUGGGGGGAGGGAGCAGCAACCUCACAGCCCCAGCUGGUGAGAAGCGUGGCUGCCGGCUUCGUCCCCUGCCUGAGGGGGGGCAACCUCACAGCCCCGCAUGCGCAUGCCGCACUCCGACCACCCGGAUGGUCAGAAGCGCGGCUGCCGGGGGCCCGCGUGCACUGCGCUCCAACCGCCCGAACAGCCAGAAGCGCGCACACGCGUGCACGUGUCUCCAUCUCCCGCUCCCCCCGCCUGGCGUACAGCGGGUGCGUCACUUCUGGGGCCUGCUGAGGCGGGAAGUGCUGGGCACGAGGCAGAGCCGGAGGUGAAGCACCAUCUCUGUGCCAGGCUGGUGAAGAAAGUGCCACUGUUCCAGCACUGUGAUCUGAACUUCCUGAAUGCAGUGAUUAUGCAUCUCAAUAUUGAACUGUUCCAGCCUAGAGAGGUCAUCAUAGUAGAGGGUUCCUAUGGAGAUAGGAUGUACUUUCUUGAAUAUGGGAGAGUCCUCGUAGAGAGCAAGUCCAUGACAAAAGAACUGAAGGCUGGAGAUUACUUUGGAGAGAUCUUCCUAUUUAAGGAGUGUGCUCGGAGUAUGACUGUCACAGCUCUCACCACGUGCCAUUUAUUCUCACUGUCUGGUGAUGAAUUGAAGGAGUUGCUGGAGGCAUAUCCAGAGCUAGGAGAGGAGAUUAUAAAGUGCGCCAUCCAUAACUGGGAAAGCCUGAUCGGUUGAGUUCUGGAAUACUCUAGUCUUGGAAGAUGUCCUCAGCACACUGUUGUUGAGGGACCCCUCAGGACUUUGGGAGAAUAUCCUGCUGACAUGUGUGGCCAGCUGGUUCUGGGAGAAGCUGCUGAUUCACACCUCUGAGGAGUUCUUCAGCAAAACAGUAAGGCAAAGACCUGGCAUUCUUGAUAUUUCUAAGGCUCCCCCUGCUCCUCCUGUGGGGGUCUCUCCUCUUUGGAGUGGUCAGUUCCAGCCCAACCCCAAGGAAGCUCUUUGGGGAGAUCACAUCCCCCAAUUACCCCAAGCCAUACCCCAACAACAACAUCAGCUCCUGGGACAUUACAGUCCCAAAGGGCUUUGUGGUGAAGCUGAACUUCUGGCAGUUCGACCUGCAGCCAUCUGAGUCCUGCCUCUCUGACUACGUCAAGAUCACAGCAGAUAAGAAAGACCUGGGCCAGUACUGUGGCGAGCUAGGCUCAGCCACAGGCAACCACCCGGGUGUCAGGGACUUUGUGUCCAAAGGGAACUGGAUGAGGCUGAUGUUCCACUCGGACUUCUCCAAUGAAGACAACGGCACCCUUAUCCCCUACAAGGGCUUCCUGGCCUAUUACCAAGCUGUGGAAAUCCGGUGCCCACAGCCUGUGCCAAGGGACCAGUUCACCCUCAUCAAAGACCUGCAGCCCCUGUACCGAAUUCGUGACUACUUCAACGUCAGCUGCCAGACUGGGUAUGAACUGAUGGAGGGUGACCAGAAGUUGGCAUCUUUCAGUGCUGUCUGCCAGGAUGAUGGGACUUGGCACCGACCCAUGCCCCGGUGUGAAAUUGUGAGCUGUGGUCACCCCAAAAAUCUCACCAACGGGGCCUUCAAUUAUGUUAGUGAACACGGGAACAACUACUACCAGUCAGUGAUCACCUACCGGUGCGAAGAGCCUUAUUACCGCAUAGUCACCAACAGCGGGAGCGAUACAUACAACUGCUCCGCUCAGGGCUCCUGGGCAGACCAAGACGGCCAUGAGGACAUCCCCGUGUGUUUACCAGUGAUUUAUCAGUGUUCAGCCAGCGGGAAAUGGGUGAGCGAAGAGAUGGGAACAGAGCUUCCAGCGUGUUUCCCAGUCUGUGGGAUCCCCAGUACACCCAUCCAGGAGCUGCAGAGGAUUUUUGGGGGCACCCGUGCUAAGCCAGGCAACUUCCCCUGGCAGGUCUUAUUCCAAAACCCACGGGGAGGUGGGGUACUUAUUUCGGACCUCUGGGUGCUGACUGCAGCUCAUGUGCUGGAUGAUUCAAAUAGCAAGCCCAGAAUGUAUGCUGGGGUGACCAACAUCAACCAACAGCUCCAGAGGGAGGAGCCCAUACAGCUGUUUGAAGAAGAAGUGUUCAUUCACCCUAACUGGACAAAGGUGGUAAACCCAGAAGCUCGGACAAAUUUUGAUAAUGACAUUGCACUGCUGAGGCUGACGGCGCCUGUGAAGAUGGGCCCCAAGAUCUCACCUCUCUGCCUCCCUGGUGGUUCCCCUGAAUAUGAGCUGGAGAAAGGCAGACUGGGCUACAUAUCUGGCUGGGGCCGGACAGAGGACCGAAACAGAGUUUACCAUCUCAUGAAGGCACAGAUCCCUGUGGUGGACAUGGCACAAUGCCGUAGUGUUAAGCUGAAGCCACCUGCUGAUCCCACCACUUUCCAAUUCACUGACAACAUGGUCUGUGCUGGAGAUGGCACAAAGGACAGCUGUUCCGGGGACGGUGGCGGAGCCUAUGCCAUCAAAGACCCCCACAAUGACAGACAGUACUACGUGGGUGGCCUGGUCUCCUGGGGACCACGGUGUGGCACAUAUGGCCUUUACACCAGAGUGGGGCGCUACCGGGACUGGAUCUUGGGGACCAUGAGCCGAUACAAGGCGGCAGAGGGAUCACACAGAUAGAUCCUUCUCACCCUAGGGCACUGCCAUCUCACCAGGUGUUGAGGUCACAUGUCCCAGCAGAUUGGCUGCCCUUUGAUCCCAUCUACUCUUUAUGCAACAGCCCAACUGCAUUGUGGCUGUGCCAGACUAGGGAGUCAGAAACAAUGGGUUAUCUAUUCCAUUGUAACUACAUCAGCGAGGGGCAUCUCUCUUCCUUCCUCCACUGGAAUUGCCAGGGCAGGAACAGAGAGCAUGCUGGGUAAAGAGGACCCCUUUUACCUUUACCCAUCACAUUCUUUGCUCAAAUUCCUGGUUUUCAGAGAGAAGCUAGCCAUGCCCCACCCGCAUGAUAGUUCUGAGGCUGAAACCCAUCAGUGGGGGCAAUAGAGGGUAAUUGCUGGUCCACAAGGACUAGGUUCAGAGCCUGGCCAACCAAUAGAAAAGGGGCUGCUCCUUCUCCUCACUGGGACAACAGCGGCUCACUGACUUCUGACUCAUGUAUUCUCUGUAUCACUCACAAUAUCUAACUGCAUUAAAGGAUCACCCAAU